AUGGCGUCACCUGCUUCCGCGACGAGAACUUCUACACGUGCAACUUGUACAACAUCAGCGCCCACGCCCUCACCCUCGCCCACGCACUCGCCCACGCCGGGACCACCGGAGGCCCAUACUGUUAUCAUCGGCAGCGGCAUCAUCGGACUCAGCGCUGCGUACUUUCUGUGCGAGAGCGGGAACACAGAUCCACAGACGAUAUGGCUUGUGGAUAGCAGCCCGGAGCUGUUGCACUGCUCGAGUGGCCUUGCGGCUGGCUUCUGCGCCAAGGACUGGUUCGCGCCGUCGGUCGCCGCGCUUGGCGCGCUCUCGUUCGCCCUCCACAAGGAACUCGCCGACGCGCACCACGGCCGCCAAACCUGGGGCUAUGCGCUGUCCACCGCCAUCAGCCUCAGCCAGGACUCCGAGUCGGCUCUCGCCGGCUCCGGUGAGGAUUGGCCCGCGAACGGCACCAGUCACGCGCAGCCCGCGGGCCGGAGUCGUCCCUCGGAGGCGGACGACGGCCCGCGGUGGCUGAGACGCACCGAGGAUGGCAUGAUGGAGGGCAUAAGUCGCGGGGGGUCGACGGCGCAGAUUGACCCGCGGCGGUUUUGCGCGUGGCUUAAGCAGAGCGUCGAGAAGCGGGGCGUGCGCGUGCUGUAUCCUGCGGUCGCGGCCGAGGUGCUGAGGGAUACGCAGGGGGCCUUGAGCGGCGUGCGCGUGGUGCGCAAUCGCAACCAGCGCACGCAGGACUUGCCGUGCACACGCCUCCUCAUCACCGCCGGCGCCUGGUCGCCCCGCGUCUUCGCCACGCUGUUCCCCGCCGCAAAGACGCGUAUUCCCAUCUGCGCGCUCGCCGGCCACUCGCUGCUCGUGCGCAACCCGUUCUUCGAUCCGCAGGAGAGGGAGAAGGAGAAGGACGUGUGCCACGCCGUAUUCGCGACCGACACGCUCGGUUUCGCGCCAGAGUUGUUUGCGCGAGUAGGCGGCGAGCUGUAUCUUGCGGGCCUGAACAGCACGAACAUCCCGCUGCCGGAUGUGGCGACGGACGCGGUCGCGAGCGAGAAAGCGAUCGCGCAGCUGAAGACGUGUGCGCGGGCUAUGCUGGCGGACAGCGGCGCGGGGAGGGAGAUGGAGGUCCUGCGGGAGGGAUUGUGCUUCCGCCCCGUCACGCCGAGCGGCCGGCCUCUCGUGACGCGUGUUCCUGACGAGAGGCUUGGGGGCGUCAGGACGAGAGGGGGAGGGGAGGGCGGAGUGUUUAUAGCGGCCGGGCACGGCGCCUGGGGGAUCUCGCAGGGGCCCGGCACAGGACUCGUGCUGGCGGAGCUGAUGGAGGGACGACCGACGAGCGCGAAUAUCGACGCAUUGCGCUUGCCGUCGUGA
Messenger RNA from Didymella exigua CBS 183.55, 1362 nucleotides. Its product is annotated as FAD dependent oxidoreductase. Bases 1 to 1362 code for a protein of 453 amino acids. NCBI's taxonomy places the organism in Eukaryota, Fungi, Ascomycota, Dothideomycetes, Pleosporales, Didymellaceae. Gene Ontology annotation, biological process: retrograde transport, endosome to Golgi. The record is from RefSeq and is a predicted model, not a curated record. Gene Ontology annotation, cellular component: cytoplasm; late endosome. Gene Ontology annotation, molecular function: oxidoreductase activity. The transcript has 4 exons.